ACGCGCGAGGGAAGGAGAAUGGUAAAAGGGUGAGAGUGUGGUGACUAGAGAGGUUUUGACCACAGCAGCAAGCCAAGUCUGUCCUUUUUCGUUGGGGCUGUGGCUUUGGUAGCUUGCAAGUAUUACUGCCAUAAUCAAAAUCCAGCCCCAGAGAAGAGAGAGAGAGAGAGAGAGAGAGAGAGGAACAGAAGGUUUUGUUGGUCUUGACUGACUCCUCAGUUGUGCCUCCCUUUCUCUGUUCUGCCUUUUGGGCUUUGGGUUCUUACUUUCUUUAUCUGCUCCUACCUUUGCCUUUCGCCAUCAUCUUCAUAUCCUCCGUUUUUCUAACAGAUCCAACUCCAACUCACCCACCCUUCUCUUUCUAUCAAGCUGGUUCUGAUUUGCGGUUUGGAUUUUUGUUGAUUCACAGUUUGGUGAUCUAGGACUUAAAUGGGCUGGAGCUUCAGUAGUAAUCGGUAUUGGUGCUGUGGAUGUAUCAGUGGAAUUAACUAGGAUAUUUCAUUAAUAGUUUCAAACCAGUGUGAUUAAAUUCCUAGCUGUGGGAACUGAAGGAGCUUCUGGUUUUCCUCUAAUACUUCCGGUUUUGAAUUUCUGGACGCAAGGGCUACUCUUAGUUCUUGUAAAUAGCCCAAUUUCCUGGCUUUUGUAUGGAAUUUGUGAAUAACAAGUGAGUUAUAGUUUGUGCUCAUCAAUACGAUGGGUGGGAUUUGCUCGAGGCCGGGAAGAUCCACCGUGGAGGAUCUGACUGUAGAUAAUGCUCCUAGAGGAAGCUUUCCACACGCUAAUGGUCAUUCUAAUAAUGGGGCUGGAGUCUUUUUCCCCUCAAAAAUAAAUGGCCAUUUGACCCCAUCACCUGUUGGUGAAAGCGUGGAUAAACAGUUAGGAGGACCUUUUUCGUAUCAGGACACGCAUGUAGUUACAUAUGGACUGGAUCCGGAUGAUAUCAAUGACGGCAUACCACGCUUGUCUAGGGUGUUAUCACACAAAUCUAGAUCGACCAAGUCUAAGCAGGCAGCAGUGGCAAAGGUUUCAGAGGUGAGCUCACUUUUGGGCAGAGCUGGUACUGCUGGGCUUGGGAAGGCAGUAGAAGUUUUGGACACACUUGGUAGUAGCAUGACCAAUUUGAAUCUCAGCAGUGGUUUUACCUCAGGGGUGACAACAAAAGGGAAUAAAAUUUCAAUUUUGGCUUUUGAAGUUGCAAACACAAUUGUUAAGGGUGCCAAUCUAAUGCAAUCCCUUUCAAAGGAGAACAUCAAACAUUUAAAAGAGGUGGUACUUCCAUCUGAAGGGGUGCAAAACUUAAUUUCGAGAGAUAUGGAUGAGCUCCUGCGAAUUGCUGCAGUCGACAAGAGAGACGAAUUGAAAGUUUUCUCUGGAGAAGUGGUGCGUUUUGGAAAUCGUUGCAAAGAUCCUCAAUGGCACCAUUUGGAUCGCUAUUUUGAAAAGUUGGGUUCAGAACGUACCCCCCAAACGCAACUGAAGGAUGAAGCAGAGACUGUGAUGCAGCAAUUGAUGACUUUGGUUCAGAAUACGGCUGAAUUAUAUCAUGAGUUGCAUGCCUUAGACAGAUUUGAGCAGGAUUAUCGGCGUAAGCUUCAGGAAGAGGAUAACUCAAAUGCUGCUCAAAAAGGGGACAGCCUUGCAAUUUUAAGGGGAGAGUUGAAGAGUCAAAAGAAGCAUGUAAAAAGUUUAAAGAAAAAAUCUCUCUGGUCCAAGAUCUUGGAAGAGGUGAUGGAGAAACUUGUAGAAGUUGUCCAUUUCUUACACACGGAGAUUCAUGAAGCCUUUGGUAGUGCUGAUGAUGACAAGCUAGUGAAGGGUUGUCAUAGCAACCAUAAAAAAUUGGGGUCUGCUGGUCUUGCAUUGCAUUAUGCCAGUAUUAUUGCUCAAAUUGAUACAAUUGUGUCUCGAUCAAGUUCUGUACCUCCAAAUACAAGGGAUGCUUUAUAUCAAGGGCUACCGCCUGGCAUAAAGGCAUCGUUGCGGUCAAAAUUACAAUCAUUUCACGUUAAGGAAGAGCUUACUAUCCCACAAAUUAAAGCUGAGAUGGAGAAAACUUUACAGUGGCUUGUUCCUAUUGCCACUAACACAACAAAAGCUCACCAUGGCUUUGGGUGGGUUGGAGAAUGGGCAAAUACAGGGUCUGAGAUGAAUCGUAAACCUGCUGGCCAGACUGACUUGCUCAGGAUCGAAACAUUACACCAUGCAGAUAAGGAGAAAACUGAAACUUACAUUCUCGAACUAGUAGUAUGGCUUCACCAUCUGGUCAGCCAAGCUAGGGCUGGCAAUGGUGGAAUCAGGUCUCCUGUUAAAUCCCCAGUUCGCUCACCCAGCCAGAAGACAAUUCAGUUAUCUACAUACACACCCAACUCUCAAUCCCCUAUGUUGACGGUUGAAGACCAAGAGAUGCUCCGGGAUGUGAGUAAGCGGAAAUUGACACCUGGAAUAAGCAAGAGUCAGGAAUUUGAUACUGCAAAAACCAGGUUAAGCAAGCACCAUAGGCUGAGCAAGAGUAGCAACCACUCUCCAAUAAGUGAAAUUAAAAAGGAUCCAUUCCCGAUUAGGAGGCCAUUUUCUCUUCCUAUCAUCGACUUUGAUAUUGACCGGAUCAAGGCCUUGGAUGUCAUCGACCGAGUGGACACAAUGCGUGGUCUAUAAUUCUAUAUUACAUUUCAAGAUGCACCGCAAAGGAGACCUUGUGUUUGUGUAUUGGGUACAUCUGCUGCAUUUUCCAAUCUAGGGUGCUCUCAUCCAUUAUGCCAAGGGAAAAUCUCAUGUGAGUUACAAAUUAGAUGAUGAGUGAUAUAGGUCACCACUUUUUUGAAUGUGAAAAGUUAGGGUGAUAAUGAGUUGGUAAUUUAAUUGUUGUAGAGAUGGAACGUAUUAGUUCUAUAUGUACAGACUAGCAUUUUAUAAUAAUCAAAAUUUCAUGGUUCUGCUUC
Messenger RNA from Juglans microcarpa x Juglans regia, 2942 nucleotides. Its product is annotated as protein PSK SIMULATOR 1-like. Gene Ontology annotation, biological process: positive regulation of growth. Bases 697 to 2658 code for a protein of 653 amino acids. The record is from RefSeq and is a predicted model, not a curated record. The transcript has 13 exons. NCBI's taxonomy places the organism in Eukaryota, Viridiplantae, Streptophyta, Magnoliopsida, Fagales, Juglandaceae.